This is a messenger RNA of Megachile rotundata (alfalfa leafcutting bee), 1125 nucleotides long. RefSeq names its product COMM domain-containing protein 8. NCBI's taxonomy places the organism in Eukaryota, Metazoa, Arthropoda, Insecta, Hymenoptera, Megachilidae. The record is from RefSeq and is a predicted model, not a curated record.
GGCUAUGUAGAAUUGUUAAUGUUUUGUUGUGUGCUUUGAUUGAAAUGUCAUAAUGCAAACGUUAAUUUAAAGGAAAUUAUGGAUAGAAUAUGAAAUUUUAUAGUUGUACGUCGUAAAGCUGUUUUUUGUAAUAGUUUUGUAAUCGGUGUUUAUUUUAUGAAUUGUUUAAAUAGUAAUGUAAAGUCAUAACCGUGAAUCAUGUACAACAAAUACAUGUUUAAUAACAUAUUCCAAUGAUAUUUUAUACAAGAACUUUUAUUAAAUUUUAUUAUUUAUUACUGCAACUACGAUUGAAAGUUGUGUAAAGACAGCAAUGAUGGAAACUUCACGAACUUUGUACCUUAACCUCUUCAGUGAGGAUAAAAUUCAUGUUCUCAAAGAAUUGCUACAUGCUUGUGUGGACGAAAUAUGUGGAAGACCAGGACCAUCUUAUCAUAAGUUUGCGAACAGCAUGGAUUGGAAUAAGGGAGAAUAUGAAGAAACAUAUAAAUUGAUAUCUAUGCUUUUAAAAAAUCCAGCUUCCUUGUAUUUAACAGAAGAAAAGAUGCCUCAAGAGUAUCAUGAGCUUCCAGAGCAUGUACAACAGAAUAUAUUAACUUGUUUGAAAGUGAGAAGGGAACAAUUAACUGAUGCUUUGUUAAAAGAAUAUUCUAAAGAGAAAGGUGAAACAGUAACUGAUUUUGAUUGGAGAUUGAAGCUUGUUAUGGGUUCCAGUAAAUUAGCUUCCUUAAGAGAACCGCUUCUUCAGUUGGAUCUCGUCGUCGAAAAUAAUGAUUCGAAACGUAUCUUAGGUUUGGAAUUAAAUAAAGAUGAGUUGGAUAUGUUUAUAAAUGCAAUGGAAAGCAUAGUGCAAUAAGUUUUAUGUAAAUGCAAUAUUGUAAAUAAAAUAACGAAUUAUUCUUUUUCACUACCGUUAGACGAUUGUAAUAGGAUUUUAAGAUGAAAUAAAAACACACGAUCGUACACGUGUUUCACAGUUUAUUAUAGGUUAUAGAUAAAUGUAGAAUAGUUUAAUUACUAUUAUAACUGCUCAUCGAAGAUACUGAAGACUGUUGGUCUGUGUCUGAGGCGUGUUCGACUCGGAUGUCUCGUUUACAAUUUUGUAUUAUCCGACGAAGCAAAAUA